Lasiosphaeria miniovina is the source of this 819-nucleotide messenger RNA. RefSeq lists its product as uncharacterized. The coding region runs from base 1 to 819 and encodes 272 amino acids. The record is from RefSeq and is a predicted model, not a curated record. Lineage: Eukaryota; Fungi; Ascomycota; Sordariomycetes; Sordariales; Lasiosphaeriaceae. The transcript has 3 exons.
AUGUCGGAGAACCUGAACCUGCCGCGCAGCAGCCUGCGCAUCGGCUGCCUGCUGUCGGGCCGCUCGUUCCUGUCGGAGCUGGCGGUGGCCGCGUUCGGGCCGACGUGGGACCUGUGGUUCGGGUGCGUCAGAUCCCAAAUCCGCUCGUACAGGGACUACGAGGCCGAUUACCACCGCGUCGGCGGCAACCCCGAGUUCCAGAGCGCCGUGCUCGCCUGCCCGCGCAUGAGCCUCGCGCUGCUGCUGGACGCGCAGAAGAAGUGGUACCGGCGCCACGGCGAGGGGCACCAGCUUGAGCUGCGGGAUCGUCUAAUCAGACACGGCCGGGGCGGUUUCGGUCACGCCUGUGACCUCGAAGCCUGCCUCGGUAGUGACUGGGAGUGGUUUGAAAGGCCACAGGUCAUCCGUAUUUUUGACUGCGACCGAGAUUGGCGGAGGCAGCGCUAUAUAGACCUGCACCCGGCCACGCGGAUCCCCGACCACCUCCUGGCGGACCCGAUGGACCGAGACAAGAUCAAGUGGCUGUUCUGGCUGAUUCGCGGGGGAGCGACUUUGUCUCGUCAUCAAACCUGGGAGAUCACGGAGUGCGGCUACCAGAAAGCCAUGGAUGGUGCGGGGAGCAGUCCAGAGCUUGCACUACUGGUUAUUCGCCUCUUCUUCGCUCUCGGAGUUUUCAGCCACCGCCACUGGCCUAAGUUCCUAGUUUCCAAGAAGCUGUCCGAGGCCUACGACGAAUGCGAUGAUGACAACAGCACGGUUACGGCCGACUACAUAGUUUGGAAGUAUGCGGCCCUCAUCCUCAAGAACACACGGGAUUAG